AUUACAUGCAACAAGUCACCAAAAAUAAAAAGUCAUUCCAUUUUUUUUUUCAAGGGGGAUAAUUCAAUCCUCCACUCGGAGGUUAAUGUCCAUCGGGAUUCAUUUCCGUUAUCACGCACCGAGCUUUAUCAAAUAAAUCCGGCUUAUCCUGAUGUUUCGUGGUAAUGAUUUUCUGAGUAUAAAUUGGAAGAAGAAUCGCCUUUUCCUUUUUUUUUUAAUUUACAUUUAGUAUCAUCUUCAUUAGUUACUCUCUAGAGUUUAAAACUUAUACAUACAACUAACUUAAAUCAACAAAUAAUGUGUAACGCUGCUAUCUGUGCUAUCUGCAACAAAAAGUCAUGGACUGGAUGUGGUCAACAUAUCCCAGAAAUUAUGGAUCGUACUCCAAAGGAAUCAUGGUGUACCUGUGAACCAAAUGAUGGUGCAGAAAAGGUGACUGUUGAAGGCCAUGGUUCUUAUCCACCAAGGGCUACUACUGGUUGUAGAAGAGGAAGUACAACCUAUGUCCCAAUUUUAAGAGAUUAUUCUGUCGAAAGCCACUAGAUAAUUUAGGAAACUACAAGGUUAGAGGAGGAGGGGAAAGGAGAUGAAUUUAGUAAUGACAAAUACUAAUACAAUUUAUUUAAUGACGAUUUAAUGAUUUCAAUUUGAACAAGGGAUUAGAAGGUUAAGUUUGGUUUGACUAGAUGUUGUAACUUUGACUUACCUUUUUUUUUAUAUUUAUAUAGAUAUAGGUUACCAUUUAUAUAUAGUGACUUUUUACACUAUAAUAAAAUACUAGG
This is a messenger RNA of Spathaspora passalidarum NRRL Y-27907, 782 nucleotides long. RefSeq lists its product as uncharacterized. Lineage: Eukaryota; Fungi; Ascomycota; Pichiomycetes; Serinales; Debaryomycetaceae. Bases 298 to 543 code for a protein of 81 amino acids. The transcript has a single exon. The record is from RefSeq and is a predicted model, not a curated record.